Molecule: messenger RNA, 1211 nt
Organism: Pipistrellus kuhlii (Kuhl's pipistrelle)
Lineage: Eukaryota; Metazoa; Chordata; Mammalia; Chiroptera; Vespertilionidae
Gene: UCK2
Product: uridine-cytidine kinase 2
Exons: 7
Coding region: 142-924 (260 amino acids)
Cellular component (GO): cytosol; cytoplasm
Molecular function (GO): ATP binding; kinase activity
Source: RefSeq, a predicted model, not a curated record
CGGCCUCACCGGACCGGGCGGCAGGCGGCGGCGGCUCCGGGCGAAGGCGGCUCCGGGGCGGCGGGAGCGGGCGCGGCGGGCCGGCAGGAGCGAGGGCGGUGCGGCCGCGCGCACAGGCGGCGGAGGAGGGCGGCGCGAGCCAUGGCCGGGGACAGCGAGCAGAGCCUGCAGGACCAGCAGCCCGGCGGCGGCGAGCCCUUCCUCAUCGGCGUCAGCGGCGGCACGGCCAGCGGCAAGUCCUCCGUGUGUGCGAAGAUCGUGCAGCUGCUGGGGCAGAACGAGGUGGACUACCACCACAGGCAGGUGGUCAUCCUGAGCCAGGACAGCUUCUACCGCGUCCUCACCUCCGAGCAGAAGGCCAAGGCCCUCAAGGGCCAGUUCAACUUCGAUCACCCGGAUGCCUUUGACAAUGAACUCAUCUUCAAGACUCUCAAGGAGAUCACCGAGGGGAAAACCGUGCAGAUUCCCGUGUACGACUUUGUCUCCCAUUCCCGGAAGGAGGAGACGGUGACCGUCUACCCCGCCGACGUGGUGCUCUUCGAAGGCAUCCUGGCCUUCUACUCCCAGGAGGUGCGCGACCUGUUCCAGAUGAAGCUGUUCGUGGACACGGACGCGGACACCCGGCUCUCCCGCAGAGUGCUGAGAGACAUCAGCGAGAGGGGGCGGGACCUGGAGCAGAUCCUGUCCCAGUACAUCACCUUCGUCAAGCCCGCCUUCGAGGAGUUCUGCUUGCCGACAAAGAAGUACGCGGACGUGAUCAUUCCCAGAGGUGUAGACAAUCUCGUGGCCAUCAACCUCAUCGUGCAGCACAUCCAGGACAUUCUCAACGGAGGGCUGUCCAAGCGGCAGACCAACGGCUAUCUCAACGGCUACACGCCCGCACGCAAGAGGCAGGCCUCCGAGUCCAGCAGCCGGCCGCACUGACCCGCGCCCGGACCCGCCCCGCUCCCGGACGGACGGACGGACGGACGGCGGCAGGGGCGGGGCGUGGCCGUCUGCACACGGUUUCCUAGGACUCUGCUUAUUUAAGAAACGACACGGGGAAGGAACGCCUUUGAUCUUGAAAUGGAACUUGACCCUGAGCUUACACGACGAACUGUGCCAACUACUUACUACUGGUGACGCCUAAUCAUGCCAACCUGUACCGGUUACAAAUACACACACGUACAUAAAAGGAUCUAUUUUUGUGUAAACGUACAACACGCUGUAAA